Molecule: messenger RNA, 2472 nt
Organism: Chironomus riparius
Lineage: Eukaryota; Metazoa; Arthropoda; Insecta; Diptera; Chironomidae
Source: the annotation of a GenBank genome assembly
GCAGUCAGGUUUUUAGUGUUAAGUCGGUUCAGUCACGAUUUGUAUUUGUGAAUUCUUGUAAUAAUAAGCUUUUUAAAUUUUUAUGUGAUCCCAAAGUAAAAACUCAAAAGAACUUUCCAAAGUUCAUGAAAUAAUACCAAAGAAACUGAAAAUCUAGUGAUAAAAUUUUAAUUUAUUAAUAAACUUUCUAAAACUCAAAACAAAAGUGCAGUGAAGUUAGAAUAAUUCAAUUAUAAUAAUCAACUAUAAACAGACUUACUAUUAGCAAUUUACAACUCAGUGAAUCAUUUGACUACGUACAAAAUAAUUCAAACUUCGUCUUUACAAUCACGCGUGCAAGUCAAGCUACAAAUUGAAAUUCUUGAACCUAAUCAACGCGAAUAGCAGCAGAUGUGAGAAAUACAACUAAUUCAUCACUUAUUAUGCGAUAACCUUUAUGCUCAGAUUACAAAAUACUCACGAAAAGCAAAUUUUUUGAUAAAAACCAACUCAGUUGUAGUCAUGAAGUUGACAGAAUCGUACGGAAUUUUAAUCUUUUUCAUUCUUCAUGUGAAUUUGAUAGCUGCAAGGCAAUCCGAGGAUUUAUUAGUGAAUACAACAAAUGGAGCUGUUCUUGGACGAUACAUGAAGUCAGAUACGGGUCGGACGAUUCGAGCAUUUAUGGGAAUUCCUUAUGCAGAGCCACCAGUCAGUGACUUAAGAUUUCGUCCACCACAGCCGAAGAAAUCUUGGAAACCAGAAACUCUUUCAACACAAAAUGAACCGCCAAAAUGUGCACAAUUACAUUUUCAGACUGGCGAUUUUGAAGGUCAAGAAGAUUGUCUGUACCUUAAUGUUUAUGCACCAGAGCACCGACUUCAUGAAAGACACAAAAAAUUCCCAGUCAUGGUUUGGAUUCAUGGUGGAAGUUUAAUUACUGGUCAUGGGGGGAUUAGUGAAUUUGGACCAGAUUAUUUUUUGGAUACAGAUGUCAUUCUUGUGACUGGAAACUAUAGACUGAGUAUUUUUGGGUUCUUGUCAACAGAAGAUGAAAAUAUGCCUGGAAAUUAUGGAUUGAAAGAUCAAGUUGCUAUAUUAAAAUGGGUAAAUGAGAAUAUUGAAGAUUUUGGAGGUGAUAGGGAUUCUGUGACUUUAUUUGGAGAAUCGUCGGGUGGAGUAUGUGUAAACUAUCACAUGAUCUCACAAAUGUCACAGAAUCUAUUUCAUCGGGGAAUUUCCCAAUCAGGAACUUUGCAAAAUUUCUGGGCUGAUCCAGACUUUUCUGGCGUUGCAAGGGAAAGAGCUAUUAAAGUUGCUGAACAUCUGAAUUGCACGAAUGUAAUAGAUACAAAGCUCAUUGUUGAAUGCUUAAGGGAAAAGGAUGUGAAGGACCUUGCUAAUACAUUGAUUGAAUUGUUUUCGCAUUUUCUUGAAUACUCAACACCCUAUCUACCAGUAAUGGAAAAUGUAUCCCAAACUACAGAAGAACCGUUCAUAACAUCAAAAUCCUUUACCUAUAAUCAACGUGCAAAAGAAAUUCCUUGGUUGGUUGGAAUUAAUAGUGAAGAAGGUGCAAUGAUUACUGUCAAUUUAUAUUCAGACGAUGGCAUUAAAAUGAUUGAAUGGAAUGAUAGACUCCCAAAAUAUACUGGAUAUGAUCACUUAGAUAAAGUUGAGCAGGAAGAAAUUACAGCUGAAAUAAAAGACUUUUAUUUUAAUAAUGAAGAUAUGAAUUUGAAGAGAAUCGACAAUAUAACGAAUCUCUUCACAGAUGGUGGUGGUUACUUCGGGAUGUUUGACGUCCUUAAUUACCGUUUCCAAAAUAGCACAUUAAACAACACCUACAUCUACUUAUAUUCCCACAAAGGAGCUGCAAGCCAUACUGAAGUGUUCGGACGACAGAAAUUCUAUGGAACUUGCCAUAUGGAUGAACUGUUGAGUCUUUUUCCAUUGUAUGAGAACAACAACUUCUAUACAUCAAUUCCAACAGAUUUUGAUAGAGCAUUACAUCGAAUAAUGCCACAUUUGUGGGCAAAUUUUGCUACGACGGGAAAUCCAAAUAAUGGACAUAUAAAUCCAUCAAUACAUUCGGACCAAUUUUGGCCAUCGGCAUCAAAGUUUCCACUAAACUACAUGAGAAUAGGAAAUGAGAAUGGAAAUGCAAGAACACUGCUUGAGGCGAAAGUGGACUUGUAUCCGGAUAGAGUUGCAUUUUGGAGGAAAUUAAAGGAAACGUAUAGGAUAAUUAAAUGGAAGUUGUAGAUUUUAAAGAUGCAAUAUGUUGUUUAAAUUAUGAAUAAAAGACUUUAAGGUUAGAAUUAAAGAUUUAAGUAAUUAUGGCAAAAGUCAGUUAUUAAAUUCACAUCCCUCUUCAAAAAUCAGCUUGGAUUCACCCAAACAAUCAAAAUCUUCAACCUUAGCCUCAUCCUCUAAAUAUCAAUUUAACCUUAAAACCAUUCAGCAUAAAAAUUCAUUUAACAAUUCAAAAAUUGU